AUGCCAACGCACAACUUCUCAAAGAGUUUGAGCCGCUCCAGCCGGGACAAAAAGAAGGACAAGAAGGAGAAACAGAAGGAGUCUCCGCCCAAAGACUCCAUUCCAGGUCCAAGCCCCGAAGCCGUGGCUCUCUUGGAAGGUAAAACGGUUGGAGUUAUCCAGUCUUUUGCGCCAACGAAGAAGUAUGGCUUCAUCAAAAUUGCCGACUGGACACGAAAUCUCUACUUCAAGUCCGAGGAUUUGCACGAAAGUGUGGGAGAUCUUUUUUCUUUGGAGAACAAGAAGGUGAAAUUUCACAUUCAGAAAUGGUACAGUGGAAACGUUGAGGUUUGCCAGGCGAAAAACAUCGAAGUGCUGCCAGUGCCAGUUGGAGGAACAGGUCAGCCUUCUGGGGUCCCGACGGUCCCAGCUGUCCCAGCUGUCCCAGCGCCCGCGGCGAAAGCCGCACCAAGUGUCGGAGGCACCAGCAGCGCUGCGGUUCUUGCUGCUCUCAAGGCGGCGAGGGCCGAAGGCUCUACUUCUGCUGCGGUUCUUGCUGCGUACAUGGCGGCGAAGAGCGAAGCGAAGGGCGAAGGUGAGCCUUCUGGGUCGGCUUCGGCACCGGAGGCGGUGAGUGUGCCAAGUCAAGGCAGCGCUGCAGCAAGUCUGGCACGCAAGGCCAGGUCCGAAGGCUUUACUUCUCCAGAAGCUCUUGCUGCGUUCAUGGCAAAGUCCGAAGGCAAGACUUCCGCAGCGGCUGACGUUCUCAGCGCGUCGGCUUCCGCAGCCGAAGCGUCGAAGUCGGCCGAAGGCUCGAAACGCAAAAUGAUGGAGGAAGAGGACGUGCAGGUCGUUUCGGAGACAGCUCCUUCAGCUUUUUCAGGCUUUCUUCUACCAGCAAGCGGACGACCAUUUCCAGCAACGGUGGAAGGCUUCUGCAGCUUCAUGGUGGAACGUGAGCGCAUUCGCCUGCGGCGUGCAAGAGGCGACCCGUGGCCUUGGACCAGUGAUGUCAUCCUGAAGCAUUUGCGCGUCAGGAAUGUGAAGCGCCAACAUGACCGCAGCAGUGUCUUCAUGCGGCGCUUGGUGAACGCUCAUCCCAUCCGCCUGGAUGUCGUGCAGCAAACAAUGGAAGAGUAUUUGUGGAACCUUUGCUUGUGGCGACGUUUCGGAACACUACAAUUCAUGGACAAGCUUGGCUAUGUUCCCAUAGCUGUCGCUGAGAAGGAGAUGCCUGACCUGGUGAAGGUGGCAAUGGACUUGUGGAGAUCUGGCUUACACGCCUGUACAGAUGCUUAUGGGCCUGCUGUCAGGUGCCACGCCCUGGAACUGGCCGCCUGGCAUCCGAACAAAGACGACCUGGCCAAGACAUGGGCCAUCGACGCGCCUUCGGUCAGAGCCAAGCGGCGGAGGACGGCGGUGACGGAAGAUGGUUUGCAACGCGUGAAGAAGGCCUAUGAGCAGCUGUGGAAUGAGAAGAUCGGCCUGGAACUGCUAACGAAGUGUCGUGCCGUUGUCAAUGCGCUCUUCACAGGAACAGAUCAGCAAGGACAAUUGAAAAACCUGGGUGCUUUGCUGGCUUCGGUACCGAAACAGGGCGGAUCUGAUGGCGUCUAUGCAGCUGAGCUGCUUCAAGACUUCUUCUCCCUGGCUGGGAUGCAAACGUUUCAACGGGGCAACCAACUCGAGCUGGACGCUCCGACGAAGCGAUGUUUGCGGCAGAUGCUGCCCAAUGUGAAGGAGCCUCCGGUUCAGUUGAUGGUCUCCGUCCUCAAUCAAAGCAAGGAGCUGUGGCCCUCUAGUAUUGAAGAGCAGCCAAGUGUACAACUGCUAAUUACAGAUGUGCGCGGCAUGGUGGCCGAAUUCGAUCGCUACUUGAGGGCGGUGGAGGGACGGCCCACGCGGAUGCCUUUCAGGCCCAUGCUCUGA
Cladocopium goreaui is the source of this 1908-nucleotide messenger RNA. NCBI's taxonomy places the organism in Eukaryota, Dinophyceae, Suessiales, Symbiodiniaceae. The record is from the annotation of a GenBank genome assembly.